Messenger RNA from Lytechinus pictus (painted urchin), 3996 nucleotides. RefSeq lists its product as uncharacterized. The transcript is spliced from 2 exons. The record is from RefSeq and is a predicted model, not a curated record. The coding region runs from base 692 to 1858 and encodes 388 amino acids. Lineage: Eukaryota; Metazoa; Echinodermata; Echinoidea; Temnopleuroida; Toxopneustidae.
AACAAUGCGAAUGUGUGAGGUGAAUAGAGUACACAUAUCGAGUACUGUAAUAAGGCAUACACUUGCACGCAAAGGCCGUGUACAUCGGGCUGCCUUAUUGAAAAAGUGUGUGUGUGAGAAUGGCUAUACUGAGAUUUGUACUGACUGAAAUACUCCGUUCGUUGUCUGUGUAUACAAUGUACGCACAAAAAUCCUCACUUCCUUAUUUUCCCCGUGUAGUACGUAGCUACGUACAUAGGUUCACAUAUAGUACAUGUAGCUGCGCAUUGCCUGGUAGCGAGUAGGCCUUAUCUAAAACCUUAUUUAGUUUCAUCGAAAUUAAUCUUUAAAAAUCGACUCAAUCUGAAAGAGAAAAAUUAUUCUUUUGUGAUUAACCUAUCGCUCUCCAAUUAAAUUCAUAAGGAACAUAUUAGACUCGAUCGUUAUGAGCUGGAGGCCAUCAGACAAUGAACACCUUAUUAUCAUUUCGCAGUCCGAGGUAGGUCUAUACUUGUAGUUUUAGUCAUUGCUAUGAUUUAACAGGCGUACAUCUGAGAGCGUACUUUGCAAUUCAAGAAUUGUUUCACCUGACGGGCCAAGUUGGGAGAUUGGCAGAGACCAACGAGCUGUCGUGGGAUAAUACGAUACAAGUUUACGAGAAACGAGUUGGUAAGAAGAAAAUUCUAAGGCGAGAUCGACAAAGUAAGCAACGAUGAAGAACAAAUCAUCGUCCAAGAACUCCAAAGAUCCUGCCUCAGCUCUUCCAGAGGCAUGGCAUCGGCAUUACACCGACCAGGAGAAGAGAAUCCUAGUCCAGCUCGUUCUCGACCGCAUUGACAUAAUCGAAAACAACUAUACUCGAGACCAGUUUACCCUAGAACUCAAGAAUGUAACUUGGAAAGACAUCGCUGACAGGUUCAACGCCGAUGUCCGAUGCAGCCACCAGCGUGACACCAAACAGAUUAAGAAACUAUGGGACAACAUCAAGACCAGGGCCAAAAGAAUGGUGACGGCUCACAGACUUCAAAAGACGAUGAGAGGGGAACUCCGGGCUGCUUCGUCUGCUGGAGGACCUGAUGAUAGGGACUUGGACAAUCUGGCAGAAGAUUCGAUUGCAGAGAAGGUUAUUUACUACAUGAAGAUGAUAGCAAAGCAGCAGAACCGAUCAAGCGAUUUCACCUAUGACCUUGAAGAUGAUGAGGAGGCGUCGGAAAUGAUUUAUGCAGAACAGGAUUACGAACCAAUGGAUAAAUCAGAAGACGAUGUUAUUCUUUGUGUCGAAGAGCCCCCACCGGCACAAAAACGGUAUGUCCUUGACCCUCGAACAACAGUAGCCGCACGAGAUCCACCAGUACAACACCCACCCUCCCGAGGCCCGCUUCCGGAAGCGCAACCUUCUGGGUACUUAGGUACGAGCAUCGGGAGCUACACGGAGCAAGAUAGGGAUUCUCUAACCAGUCUACCGUUCACGACAUCCACCCAGCAGCAGAUUGUUCAGUCAACCUUUUUAGCCGGUACCCAACAUUUUACCCCAACCGCCACCACUACUGCUUUAGGCGUAACUAGGGAAACUACUACUUCGACCACGCCCAGUCACGCUAGUUACAACGGCGGAUGGGUGGAGGAAAAUUCAGUGAAAAAUUUGGAAAGUGCUGUGACUGUUUCCCCCGCAAAGAGGGCGCCUCCUACAAGGGGUCGACGGACUAUCAAAGGGUUCCAGAAGCAGGAAUGUCAACUGAGAAUUCGAAAACUUCGACUUGAGAUGAAUUAUGCUCGUAUCGAACAUGAAGAGCGUUUGAAAGUCAUCCGAAAACAACGAGAAUUGCUUGAUUCUCUCAAAAAUGAUCCACCAAGCAUUAUUAGUUCAAUGUUUAAAUGAUGCGAGCUAGCUUCAGUAAGGUAAAGUUCUGAUAUUAUACCAUUCAGACAGAUUGAAGCAGGGUGACAUAGUACUGUCAUUACGUCACCGAUUAAUAUGCUCGCAAAUCAGUAUUCUUGAGAAACGUUGCAAUGAUUUAAGCCACCUCCACCACGAUAGUUUGGAGCUGUCUUUCAAACGUAAUUUGGAACAAAGAGAGCGCCAAUGGGAGAAAAGUGCACGAAAUUACAAUAUAAAUGGCGAGAAGUGACGUCUGUAACACUAAUUAGUGUAUUUGAGACUUACAAUGUCGUGUGACCUCCUUUUCUUUAAAGACAUUCACCCCCCAUACUUAAUACAUCAGACCCGACCCUGUCCUGUUGUAUUUAUCACAGGGUAAAAUAAUAUGAUCCCUUUUUUCUAAGGUCAAAGUUCAAAGUUUAUUUCUACAUUUCCAUAAAAAACCUUAUGAAUCAUCCAGUGUUUUAACAAAAUAAUAAAUCAUCUUGUAUGCUACAAUUUUACAUGAUUUUCUAUUCGAAUCAUUCUUGUGUAAUUUGAAUAUAGUAAUACCUUUGUAAAAUGUUAAACUAAAUAUAUAACAUUCUUGUGGAAUAUUGAUAUGAUUAAUUGAGGGCAGAAAUAAAAGAAAUCAAGCAAAGCUACCUUGACUUAUUCAAACAUACGAUUUAUUUCAUAAACUGAAGUACUAGAUUGAGCAUUAAAUACAAUCAAUAUAACUUUGUACAGAGUGGUAUCAUCCAGAAUAUCAUACAUAUUUAUAUUCAGAUUGAGAUUCAUAUUUAAUCAUAAUCCAGUGCUACAUGUACAUGGUAAUUUAUGUUGCUCGCAAACCAAGAGAAAAAAUGUAAAUUUUGCAAGAAUUAAUUUAAAAUAGGCCUACACUUCAUAUUUAAAAGUUGAUCACACUUCUUCGCAAACACAUCUACAAUCCACAACAACGUAGCUGGCAUACACACUACAUAUGAGGAUACAUCCAGUAAAAUCCAAGGUAUGACGUUGGCGAUAAAAAACGAAAUGUAUACCAACUAAGAAGUAUGAAACAAAGGCAAGAUUGUUUUGGUUCCCUUUUACCUCAAAGUAAAAUCUAAAGCAACUUUAAAUUCACACACUUGAAAAUACCCUUAUGGUACUGAGGUAGGCCUGUACGAUAUCCAAUAAUCCAUGUGUCAUAGCAGCUUGUGUUUUUCAACAUGUCCAUUAUGUCUUUUCCAUUCUAUAUGAUUCCAGUAUUUAAUAUCCACUUCACAAAGCUAUGAAACAUGAUAUACGCUUAAAAACCUCUCACUCAGAUUUUCACAAAGUUUAAUUUCUGAAAUCUCAGGGCAAUAAGUAUCAGCACAAGUUUUACAAAAUUUAUCCGAUUCUAUCGUAGCACAAUACCGUUACAUUAUUUUGAUUAAAUGACCAAUGUAUCAGAUAAUAAUUGUUUGUGUUGAAAACAGAUAAAAUUAGAAUCAUAAUAAGAAAGAAUAUCUUCAGAAACAGCUAUAAACCAUUCAUAAAAUACUGAACCUUAUUCCUCUCACUAUACACGUAUAGAGUCAACAUUCUUAUCACCAUUUCCUUUUAUUUAUUUCAUGUUUGUACUAUUUAUAUUGUUGUUUUUAUACUGAGAAAAAUAAAUUGAAUUAAAUUGAAUUAUGUCCUUAAUUUUCAUCGAAGAGGUACCAUCCCUUCAAACAUUAGAAGGAAAAAAAACCAUGAUCACAGAGUAAAAUUGUACAAUGAGGAUGUCAUAAAAGGAAUUGCACAACACUUAAAAAUUUGGAGAAUGAUGCGUGUUCUACUUGCAUUAGUCGACUUUCCACAAGUCGAAUUGUUUUAGACCAACAGCGCACGAGCAGUAAAAGGUCAUUUGAGAUAAACCAUGGAGAUGGCUUUCAAACUCACCGACAUUUUCAUAAUCAAUGGUAUUUGGCAGUAGCCCAUGAAACAAUAGUCAAAUGUGCCAAAAGCAGAAAUAAUACAUACAGAUUUCCAAACUUUACCCCCGGGACUUUACCCCUGAUGUACUAUGCACCUGGUCUAGUAUACAAUGCCUUUCGUUCUUAGAAUUUGAAUGCUUUGCCGGGAAAGCUUAAGCAACAUCUUCAUUUGAAAAUGUGUAAAGUGCUCGUCAUAAUGAAAAAUAUGGG